CAGCGGCUCGGCCACCAUCGCCGAGGCGCCGCUGCUCCCACAGACGCUCGCGAGCCGCCCCCCGCGCUCCCAGCCUCCUCUUCCUCCCGCACGCCCGAGACGCUCGCCCGGCUCGGGUCUAGCUCCCGCCUCCGCCUCCCCGCUUGUCUCCCCUCGUUCGCCUCCCACAUUGUCUCUGCCUCGUUUUCUCUCCUAGUUGAGAGGAAAAAAAAAAAAAAAAAUCACCAUCAUCCUACGGGAGCCCCCUCGCCCUCAGAAAAACUAAACCAGACAUGAGCCUGGGCUCUCGCUCCUGAAGGACUGGCCGAGCGCAGAGGCUGGUGGGGCCCGCACGAAAGGUCACGGGAGGGAAGCCCCCGUAGCCCCUGGCUCUGUUCCCGCGGCCGGCCCGCCCUCGGCCCGAGUCCGGCGGCCCCAGCCCCGCGGGCCUGCAGCCCCGUCCCCCCACUUUCCCGGGAGCCGGCCGAACACACCUCCAUUGAUGGUGUAGCGCAUCCGGGGGAGCAUUUUUGAAACGUUGGGGUUGUUGGAGUGGUUGGAUUUUCCCUGGAAUUGAGUGAGAAAUUCAGAAGACUGAAGCCCAGGCUUACUGUCUACCUUUCACGGAGGCCCAGCCGUGAGAGGACAGAAGAAGGCACGUGGCGAAUCAUGACAGCUGACAAAGACAAAGACAAAGACAAAGAGAAGGACCGGGACCGAGAUCGGGACCGGGAGAGAGAGAAGCGGGACAAAGUGCGUGAGAGUGAGAACUCAAGGCCCCGCAGGAGCUGUACCCUGGAAGGAGGAGCCAAAAAUUACGCCGAGAGUGAUCACAGCGAAGACGAGGACAAUGACAACAACAGUGCCACCACAGAGGAGUCCACGAAGAAGAACAAAAAGAAGCCCCCGAAAAAAAAAUCUCGUUACGAAAGGACAGACACCGGCGAGAUAACAUCAUACAUCACGGAGGAUGAUGUCGUCUAUAGACCAGGAGACUGUGUGUAUAUCGAGAGUCGGAGGCCCAACACACCGUAUUUCAUCUGUAGCAUCCAAGACUUCAAACUGGUCCACAACUCCCAGGCCUGUUGCAGAUCUCCAACUCCUGCUUUGUGUGACCCCCCAGCAUGCUCUCUGCCGGUGGCAUCACAGCCACCACAGCAUCUUUCUGAAGCCGGGCGAGGGCCUGUAGGGAGUAAGAGGGACCAUCUACUCAUGAACGUCAAAUGGUACUACCGUCAGUCUGAAGUCCCAGAUUCUGUGUACCAGCAUUUGGUUCAGGAUCGACAUAAUGAAAAUGAUUCUGGAAGAGAACUUGUCAUAACAGACCCAGUUAUCAAGAACCGAGAGCUCUUCAUUUCCGAUUAUGUUGACACUUACCACGCUGCCGCCCUAAGAGGGAAGUGUAACAUCUCCCAUUUUUCUGACAUAUUUGCUGCUAGAGAGUUUAAAGCCCGAGUGGAUUCAUUCUUCUACAUACUAGGCUACAACCCUGAGACAAGGAGACUGAACAGUACCCAGGGCGAAAUUCGUGUUGGUCCUAGCCAUCAGGCCAAACUGCCCGACCUGCAACCAUUCCCUUCUCCCGAUGGAGACACUGUGACCCAGCAUGAGGAACUGGUCUGGAUGCCUGGUGUUAAUGACUGUGACCUCCUUAUGUACUUGAGGGCAGCAAGGAGCAUGGCAGCCUUCGCCGGGAUGUGUGACGGAGGCUCCACGGAAGAUGGCUGUGUGGCGGCUUCGCGGGAUGACACCACCCUCAACGCACUGAAUACGCUCCAUGAAAGCGGCUAUGAUGCUGGCAAAGCUCUGCAGCGGCUGGUGAAGAAGCCUGUGCCCAAGCUGAUUGAGAAGAGCUGGACCGAGGAUGAAGUGAAACGCUUCGUUAAGGGGCUUAGGCAGUACGGCAAGAACUUCUUCAGAAUUAGAAAGGAGCUGCUUCCCAAUAAGGAAACAGGAGAACUGAUCACCUUCUAUUACUACUGGAAGAAAACCCCAGAAGCAGCCAGCUCCCGGGCCCACCGCAGGCACCGUAGGCAGGCCGUGUUCCGGAGGAUCAAGACCCGCACUGCGUCCACGCCUGUCAACACGCCCUCCAGACCCCCGUCCAGUGAAUUCUUGGACCUGAGUUCCGCCAGUGAGGAUGACUUCGACAGCGAGGACAGUGAGCAGGAGCUGAAGGGCUACGCCUGCCGCCACUGCUUCACCACCACCUCCAAGGACUGGCACCACGGGGGCCGGGAGAACAUCCUGCUGUGCACCGACUGCCGCAUCCACUUCAAGAAGUACGGCGAGCUGCCCCCCAUUGAGAAGCCUGUGGACCCCCCACCCUUUAUGUUCAAGCCCGUCAAAGAGGAAGACGAUGGGCUCAGCGGGAAGCAUAGCAUGAGGACACGGCGGAGUCGUGGCUCGAUGUCUACACUGCGCAGUGGUCGGAAGAAGCAGCCAGCCAGCCCUGAUGGUCGUGCCUCGCCCAUCAAUGAAGACAUCCGUUCCAGUGGCCGGAACUCUCCCAGCGCGGCCAGCACCUCCAGCAACGAUAGUAAAUCAGAGACAGUGAAGAAGUCAGCCAAGAAGGUGAAGGAGGAAGCCACGUCCCCUCUUAAGAGCACCAAGCGCCAGCGGGAGAAGGGGACCUCGGAUACAGAAGAGGCCGACAGGACUAGCUCCAAGAAGACAAAAACCCAGGAGAUCAGCCGGCCCAACUCGCCAUCCGAAGGCGAGGGAGAGAGCUCGGACAGCCGCAGUGUCAAUGAUGAGGGUAGCAGUGACCCCAAAGACAUCGACCAGGACAAUCGCAGCACGUCCCCCAGCAUUCCCAGCCCCCAGGACAAUGAGAGUGACUCGGACUCCUCGGCCCAGCAGACGACACAGCCCUCUGCCCUGCAGGCUCCUGGAGGGGCUGCCCCAGCCCCCUCCUCUGCCUUGCCAGGGACUGCCCAGCUGCCCACCCCGGGGCCCACGCCCGCCCCCGCUGCCCCCUCACAGGGGUCCCCCUCGGCCUCACAGCCCCCCACGCAGCCACAGGCCCCCUCAGCUGCUGCUCCCCAUGCCCACAUCCAGCAGGCGCCUGCUCUCCACCCACAGCGGUUGGCCUCACCACACCCCCCGCUGCAGCCGCUGACAGGCCCGGCUGGCCAGACCACCGGCCCGCCCCACACCCAGCCCCCCGUGCACAGUCAGGGCCCGCCCGGCCCUCAUGGCCUCCAGGCUGGGUCCCUACUGCAGCACCCGGGGCCCCCACAGCCCUUUGGCCUCCCUCCCCAGGUGUCCCAGGCAGCAGCCCACCCUCACACCUCCCUGCAGCCCCCUGCCCCUCAGUCGGCCUUGCAGCCCCAGCAGCCCCCCCGGGAGCAGCCCCUGCCCCCAGCACCCCUGGCCAUGCCCCACAUCAAGCCCCCGCCCACCACGCCCAUCCCCCAGCUGCCAGCGCCCCAGGCUCACAAGCACCCGCCUCACCUCGCGGGGCCCUCUCCCUUCUCCAUGAACGCCAACCUCCCGCCCCCUCCCGCCCUGAAGCCCCUGAGCUCUCUGUCCACUCACCACCCGCCCUCAGCCCACCCCCCGCCCCUGCAGCUCAUGCCACAGAGCCAGCCACUGCCCUCGUCCCCUGCACAGCCCCCGGUGCUGACCCAGAGCCAGGGCCUGCCCCCCACUGCCACCUCCCACCCCGCCGCGGGCCUCCACCAGGUGCCCCCUCAGCCCCCAUUUGCUCAACACCCCUUUGUCACUGGGGGCCCCCCUCCCAUCACCCCUCCGACUUGCCCCCCCACCUCUACUCCUCCGGCGGGAUCUGGCCCCUCGGCCCAGCCGCCCUGCUCGGCUGCCGUUUCUUCGGGAGGCAGCGUACCUGGGGGGGCAGCCUGCCCACUCCCCACUGUCCAGAUCAAGGAAGAGGCUCUGGACGAUGCUGAGGAGCCCGAGAGCCCCCCUCCCCCGCCUCGGAGCCCAUCCCCUGAGCCCACUGUGGUGGACACCCCCAGCCAUGCCAGCCAGUCCGCCAGGUUCUACAAACACCUGGACCGGGGUUACAACUCGUGUGCACGGACCGACCUGUACUUCAUGCCUCUGGCGGGAUCCAAACUGGCCAAGAAGAGGGAGGAGGCCAUCGAGAAGGCCAAGCGAGAGGCAGAGCAGAAGGCGCGAGAGGAGCGGGAGCGGGAGAAGGAGAAGGAGAAGGAGCGAGAACGCGAGCGGGAACGGGAGCGCGAGGCCGAGCGAGCGGCCAAGGCGUCCAGCUCAGCACAUGAAGGCCGCCUCAGCGACCCCCAGCUUGGUGGUCCCGGCCACAUGCGGCCAUCCUUUGAGCCCCCACCCACCACCAUCGCGGCCGUGCCCCCCUACAUUGGGCCUGACACGCCGGCCCUCCGGACUCUGAGCGAGUACGCCCGGCCCCACGUCAUGUCGCCCACCAACCGCAACCACCCCUUCUACGUGCCCCUCAACCCCACCGACCCGCUGCUGGCCUACCACAUGCCUGGCCUCUACAACGUCGACCCCACCAUCCGUGAGCGGGAGCUGCGGGAGCGUGAGAUCCGAGAGCGGGAGCUCCGGGAGCGGGAGCUGCGGGAGCGGAUGAAGCCGGGCUUUGAGGUGAAGCCCCCGGAGCUGGACCCCCUGCACCCGGCGGCCAACCCCAUGGAGCACUUCGCCCGGCACGGCGCCCUCACCAUCCCCCCUGCUGCUGGCCCCCACCCUUUUGCGUCUUUCCAUCCUGGCCUGAACCCCCUGGAGAGGGAGAGACUGGCCCUGGCCGGGCCCCAGCUGCGGCCCGAGAUGAGCUACCCGGACAGACUGGCAGCCGAGCGCAUCCACGCCGAGCGCAUGGCCUCGCUGACCAGCGACCCCCUGGCCCGGCUGCAGAUGUUCAACGUGACCCCGCACCACCACCAGCACUCCCACAUCCACUCACACCUGCACCUCCACCAGCAGGACCCCCUCCACCAAGGUUCAGCAGGCCCCGUUCACCCGCUGGUCGACCCCCUGACCGCUGGCCCUCACCUGGCGCGCUUUCCCUACCCCCCUGGCACCCUCCCCAACCCUCUGCUUGGACAGCCCCCCCAUGAGCACGAGAUGCUCCGUCACCCAGUUUUUGCAGAGGCUGUUUGGUGUUUGGCAGGCACCCCCUACCCCCGAGACCUGCCUGGGGCCAUCCCACCCCCCAUGUCGGCGGCCCACCAGCUGCAGGCCAUGCACGCCCAGUCGGCCGAGCUGCAGAGGCUGGCCAUGGAGCAGCAGUGGCUGCACGGACACCCCCACAUGCAUGGCGGCCACCUGCCCAGUCAGGAGGACUACUACAGUCGACUGAAGAAAGAAGGUGACAAGCAGUUAUAAGUUAUUUAUUUGUUAACGCUGGCUGUGGAAACCCCAAUUCUUGGGGGAGAGAAACAGGACUUUUUACAUACAAUAGGAGCUCUAAAGGCAAAAAGAAUAUCUUCUAAAGAUUUCUUUAUAUAUUUAAAAACCCCACAACUAAAAAUGUAUCAGCAUACAUAGUGUUCGUUUGUAGAGAGGAUUCCUUGAGACUGGUUUGGGUCUCCCUGCAUGACAGUCCCCCAGAAACUUAGUGAGUCCUGGACUGGACUGAACACCCAGAAAGUGCCCCUGCAGUCUUGGGGUUUGGCUUUAGCUUUCUUUUCCUUCCUUGAUUUUUCUCAGUAGGUGCUAGAUCCCAGUUCACACCCUUCAGUGCGUGCAGACACACUCAGUUGCGUGUGUCCCAGAACCCACACGGUCUGCAGCAUCUGAGUUUGGAAUCCAAGAGCUAUAAUUUUUAAAAAAUCUUUUAUUUUAAUACAUUGUAGGAGAUCUUCAUAAUUUGAGGAGGUUCUGUGCAUGGCUUUUUACGUCUGUAAAUAAAUAAUUUUAGAACAGCCUUUUUUUUUUCCUUCCACGAACUACUAUUCUGAUCUAUUUUUUCCAGCCAUGUCACUAAUUGUGAAUUCCUACCAGCUAUUGACAGAAUACAGAGUUGAUUUUUUAAUAAAAAGUUAUAUAUAAUUAUCCCUUUAAUUAAAGGGAACAGAUGGGCGUUACUAGUUACAAAGGGGCAGAGGAGGCUAGGGGCUAGGUUUGGGAGCAGCCAGGGGUUUGCAGGGACAACAUUACAAGCCGUUUCUUUGUGUUGCUGCUUUGGUUCUCGCUCAUGUCUGUUCCUGGCUCGUGCUUUGCCAGUGGUGCAGACUGCGGUGAGCUCAGCCGACUCGCUGUGCCCCGGGAGCGCAGGAGUUGAGUGUCCCCCGUUCUGUCUCUGCGGGCGCGAAAGCACAUGUUCCUGUGUGUCUGGUUGUAGAUUUCCUUGUAGAUUUCUGUACACGCUCAUUUGAUUGGUCUGGUUGAACUGCCUUUUUUUUUUUCCCCUCCAAAUAUUUGGACUAUUUCAUAAACAUCCUAGAAAAUUGAAGCAAACAAUUCUCACUAAGCACGUGUGCUUGCCAAAGGAUCUGUCAGAAGCCUGCUUUCUGGUGUGUGUGGUCAUUUGGAUCUCCUAGUGGGGAAGCCAGGCCAUCCUUGCCCCGCUCAGAGGCUGCUUUGGGGUCAGAGCAUCCCGGAGGUGUCCAGUUGUGGGUGGCAGUCCUGUGUUGUGUCCUUGUAUCACCAUACUUGAUGUCCCGCUCUGCCUCAUGGAAGCAGGACAGGAGUCGCAGACAUAGAGUGGGAGGCAGGCUCCACGUGGGGGCCUCUCCAAGGGGACAGGAAGCCCGGAGCCUGCCUCUGCUCUCCAAGGUGCCCACGUGAUGCCCUUUCUCCAGAACAGAGGGUGAGGACACGAGGGGGCCGUUAUGCACCUGUUUAUCAAACUUUCUGCCUGGACAUGACCUUGUCUGUCCCUCUUCUCUCAGACCCUUGAGGGCCUUUCUUGCCAUGAUGUGCAGGGGCCACAGCCAAGAGUAAAAAGAGAGCAGGAGUCCCACCUGGGGUCAGCGGGCAUGGAGCAUGUCCCAGACCACAGAGGGGUAGGACGAGAGGCUGGCACUUUGACCCAGAAACCAGCAGGUAUUAACUCAGAUUCAGGUUCUGGAUUCAGACCUGUGGUGAGGGCAUUUCCAGUGUCUAUUAAACCAUGUUCAGUUUCAGUUGGGACAGAUAGGGGGUUGUUUGGUCUGUUGAAAAAUUGAAAAUGUUUGUAGUAGUAGGUUUUUUUCUUUGAUUUUUCUCUCAUUCCAUUUCUGCCUUAACUUUAGCUCCUUGAGGGGAGGCAGGCUCAGAUGGAAACUUUGUCAUCACUUUCAUGGCCGGUUGGCCAGGAGCAGUCAUGUUGCCAGGGCUAGCAAUGUGCCAUCGGGGCAGGUUCAGUGCUUCAGGCUUCACGCCUCCGAGCCAGGCCCCUUCCUGCUGCUCCCGGCUCCCGCACGGACACCCCCGCCUGCCCACCCUUCCUCUUCUCCCUUUUGGUAGACCAUGAUGCCUACCGUUUAGUUACACCUUCUUGAUCUCCUCUCUCUAUCGUCCAUUUUUCCAAAGAAGAGAGAGUGAAGUACUUGGGAGUCUGUAUUUGAAAACUGUCUGAAGGCGUUUUCUUGUUUGGUUUUGGUUUUCUCCUCAUGUCCCCAGGUGAAGCACUGAGAUUCUUCCAUUUAAAAACCCACAACCUGAAACCUUCACUGGUCAACUCCAGUGUGUGUAGGAGGCCCCAGACCUUCGCGGUGUCUUUGAAGCCCAACCCCCUGGUUUCCGUUUGGGUUUCCUGCCUUGGUUGGGAGUUGAGUUUUGCGUUUCCGUGUUUCACGUGUAUCUUGUUCACGUCGUCGAGGUCAAGCUUCACUGCGGCAGCAGCAGAGCGGAGUGUACAUUCUGAUUUGCUACGUUUAUAUAUAUCUUGAAGCUAAAUGUAUAUAUGAGUAGUUUGCCAUGAGAUAACACAGUGUAAGCAGUAGACACCCAGAAUUGUGACUUCUGUGUUCUCUCCAUUUGAGUAUUUUGUAAUUUUUUUGAAAUAUUUGUGGACAUAAAUAAAAACAAGCUACACUACA
Molecule: messenger RNA, 7949 nt
Organism: Cervus elaphus (red deer)
Lineage: Eukaryota; Metazoa; Chordata; Mammalia; Artiodactyla; Cervidae
Gene: RERE
Product: arginine-glutamic acid dipeptide repeats
Exons: 23
Coding region: 649-5310 (1553 amino acids)
Biological process (GO): regulation of DNA-templated transcription
Cellular component (GO): nucleus
Molecular function (GO): sequence-specific DNA binding; transcription corepressor activity; chromatin binding
Source: RefSeq, a predicted model, not a curated record